AUGGCUUUCAAGUACGUCAUCCUCUUCGUGGCCGUCGCUGCUGUUCAAGGUGGCCUCAUCGGGCAUUCGGCUUUGAGGCUGGACACCCCAAUCAUCGCGACUGCUCCUGCAGCCCUCAAGUUCGAGAUUCCGCCUACUGCUAGAGUUGAACAUCUGGCGCCAGUCGUUACAACCUCAUACGGAUACGCUACCGCUCCACUGAAACACGAAGUAAUCGCAGCCGCCCCAGUCCUCCGAGUUGCCGAAGCACCCGCCGCCAUCCACGUCGCAACCCCAGCCGUCUCCCGCAUCGAGCACCUCGCACCUUCGGUCAUCUCCUCCCAUAAAACCGAAGUGAUCACCGCGCCCAAGGUCCACGUGACCCACACGCCCGCCGUCGCCAGAAUCGAGCAUUUCGCUCCAACCGUCAAGGCUGAAGUGCUCUCCGCCCCGGUCGUCCGAUCGGAGGUGAUCGCCGCCCACGCACCGAUCGCAAUCGCCCAUCCCGCCCUACGUACCGAACUCAUCUCCGCACCCGCCACCGUAGCCAAGAUCGAGCAUUUAUCGCCCGCCAUCCGUUCCGAAUUCGUCUCCUCGCCAUCGCUCGCCUUCGCUUCCACCCCACUCCUGAAAUCCCACCUCAUCGCCGAGCCAACAUUGAGAAUCGCCGAACCCCUUGCUCUUGAUCAUCAUUUGGCAUUGAAGCGGCUAGCGUACGGACUGUAA
This is a messenger RNA of Photinus pyralis (common eastern firefly), 705 nucleotides long. Its product is annotated as larval/pupal cuticle protein H1C-like. The transcript has 2 exons. Lineage: Eukaryota; Metazoa; Arthropoda; Insecta; Coleoptera; Lampyridae. The coding region runs from base 1 to 705 and encodes 234 amino acids. The record is from RefSeq and is a predicted model, not a curated record.